UCUGUGGCAGAAGUGAUGCAGCAGUCAGCAGCGGUCAGUGGGUGUAGGGGGGCAGUCCCAGUCUGGCAAGACGCUUAGUUCCCUAACCAAAGGCGUCUCUGAACCGCUCGAGAAGGCAGCAACACAGGUCUUCUGGCUGAGGAUAUACUGUGCACAUGAGGACCGAUAACUUGGGUGUAGGGACUCAACAUGCACCGAAUAACGGGAAGGACAGGAGGGGACAGUUUAAUUGAGAUGAGCCCAACAGAUUCUGUCAGUGAUGAUAUGAAUGGCUACCACCAACAAGCCUCGUCCAGCUCAGGAUCCCUCCAGCAGGGACAAUCAGCGGAGAUUGACAAACAACAACAGAGUAAAGACUCUGUGUUCUUCCGGGAUGGAUUGCGUAGGAUUGACUUUGUCCUGUCCUAUGUUGACGACAAAGAUGGGGAGAGGAAACAGGUAAGGCUAACAACUUCUAGAACGGAGAGGGUGUAUGAGUCAAAUCUUGAAAAUGUGGGCCUGGAGCUGGAGACAGAAGAUAAGACAGAGUCGGAAGAUGGAAAGACCUAUUUUGUGAAGAUCCACGCUCCGUGGGAAGUGUUAGCAACCUACGCAGAUGUGCUGAAGAUAAAGGUCCCAUUUAAGGCCAACGACAUCCCAGACAACAGCGAGAUGCCCAUGAACUGGCUGUCCACCCCUUUCCGCCUGCCAGAGCACAUCAUGCACCCUGAGCCAGAUUAUUUCACAGCUCCAUUCAACAAGAGCAAGUCUGACUUCUUCCUGAUCGACAACAAGGACACUUUCUUUCCCCCUUCUACUCGAAACAGGAUAGUCUACUACAUCUUGUCCCGCUGUUAUUACAUCAGCAAUGAAUGUGCAGAAAAAGACAAAAAGGGAAUCAAGAGGUUACUCAACAAUGGCACCUACUCUGCUGCCUUCGCGCUACAUGACUGUAGAUACUGGAAAAAAUCAAGGGAUGCAAACUGCGAAAGUGAGAGAUUCAACCUCUACAAAUACUGGGCUGGAUUCGGCUCGUUCUUCAAGGAGCAGCCCCUCAAUCUCAUAAGGAAAUAUUAUGGGGAGAAGAUAGGUAUUUAUUUUGCCUGGCUGGGUUUCUACACUGAGAUGUUGUUGUUUGCUGCUAUAGUUGGGACAAUUUGUUUCGUCUAUGGAGUCCUCACCUACGAUAAAAAUGAGUGGAGUGAAGAAAUAUGUAGUGAGAAAAUCGGAGGUGAAAUUGUCAUGUGCCCGCUGUGUGACAAGAAAUGUGGCUAUUGGAAACUCAACGCAACAUGCAACUCCUCAUGGCAAUCAAACCUGUUUGACAAUGUAGGAACUGUGUUCUUUGCCAUAUUUAUGGGGAUUUGGGUGACGCUGUUUCUGGAGUUCUGGAAGAGACGGCAGGCUCGUCUGGAAUAUGAGUGGGAUCUGGUUGACUUUGAGGAGGAGCAACAGCAGCUUCAGCUUCGACCAGAGUACGAGACCAAGUGCACCAACCGCAAGCUGAACCGCAUCACACAGGAAAUGGAGUUGAUUCUUGAAAGGACUCCUACAAAUCUAAUGGGGAAAUUGUUUGUGUGCUGGGCCACCGUGCUACUCUGGAUCUCAUUGAUCAUUGCCUGCAUCAUCGGGGUGAUAGCGUACCGCCUGGCGGUAUACGCAGCCUUCGCCAGCAUCAUGAAGGACAGUCCCACCACCAACCUGCAGGUGGUUGGCCAUCUCAUCACGCCACAGCUGGCCACCUCGGUCACUGCCUCCUGCAUCAACUUCAUCAUCAUCAUGAUCCUCAAUCUCAUGUAUGAGAGAGUGGCUGUUUGGAUCACUGACAUGGAAAUUCCCAAAACCCACCUUGAGUAUGAGAACAAGCUGACAGUGAAGAUGUUCCUCUUCCAAUUUGUGAACUACUACUCCUCCUGCUUCUACGUCGCGUUCUUUAAGGGCAAAUUUGUGGGCCAUCCUGGAGAUUAUGCUUAUAUGUUUGGCAAGACCAAACUGAGGAAUGAAGAGUGUGACCCGGGUGGCUGUUUGAUUGAGUUAACCACUCAGCUGGUGAUAGUGAUGACAGGAAAACAAGUUUGGGGCAACAUCCAGGAGGCUCUGGUCCCGUGGCUGAUGAACUGGUGGGGCAGCAGAAAGGCACGAAGCCACCCAGAGACUCUGUACAGCCGCUGGGAGCAGGACCACGACCUGCAGGGCUUUGGACAGCUGGGUCUCUUCUACGAGUAUCUGGAAAUGGUGAUCCAGUUUGGUUUCAUCACCCUGUUUGUGGCCUCCUUCCCCCUUGCACCCCUGAUGGCACUCAUGAACAACAUCAUUGAGGUGAGAGUGGAUGCCUGGAAACUCACCACACAGUUCAGGCGUCCUGUAGCAGCAAAAGCUCACAGCAUUGGAGCCUGGCAGGAGAUCCUCAAUGGGAUGGCUGUCCUCUCUGUCGUCACAAAUGCGUUCAUUGUGGCCUUCACCUCUGAUAUGAUCCCUCGGCUCGUGUACAUGUACGCCUACCAGUCAAAGGAGGAGAUGAGUAUGAAAGGCUACAUAAACAGCAGUCUGUCUGUCUUUAAUAUCUCUGAGAUACCACUGGCCAACAGACCGGAGGAUGGGGAGAACCCUCUCUGGUUCAACAACUCCAUCACUACCUGCAGGUAUCGUGAUUAUCGCUACCCUCCAGACCAUGAGAAGCGGUACACCCACACUAUGCAGUUCUGGCAUAUUCUGGCUGCGAAGCUGGCUUUCAUCAUUAUCAUGGAGCAUGUCGUGUUUGUGGUGAAGUUCUUUGUGGCCUGGAUGAUUCCUGACGUCCCCUCUGACGUCAGGGCUCGAGUGAAGAGAGAGCGCUACCUGGUCCAGGAGUAUCUCCAUAACUAUGAAGUGGAGAAGCUGAAGAUCCAGCUCAGCCAAAACAGUCAUAAUGAUUGUAACUGCACGCCUAUGAUAUAUCCGUCUUUACCCAAACAUGAGGUGCUGUCAGAGUGUCUCUAGCCCAGUGAGCUGCUGGGUCAGCUCCACAUGAAGGGAAGACAUGGUUAAAUCGAUUGUCCUGCUUGUUUAUUAAGAUACUGAGCAUCACUCUGCUGAAGUUCUAUUAAAGAGCUAGAGGCUUCGUCACUUCUAAAACAUACUCCUCUACUUAUGUGCUGACAAAGGAAGUGUACACAUGUGAAAGGCCAAGUCUCCAUGCAUGCUGAAACCUGAGGCCGAAUCAAACGUCUGUCUAAUAUUGAUGUCUUUUCACUCUCUAUGUUGUAACCAAAGUGCUGAGAAUAAUCCAAACUUGCUGUAAGUGAAAAGAAAGGAUAUUGAAUACACUGUGUCUUAGAUAGGCAACAUAUGCUUGUUUUAAUACAAGACUAUUUAUUUAAGUGCCACUAGGAGUAACCAAAGGUUAGAUGCCUUAAUAUAUCAUACACUUACUGUAUUAUUGGCUCUAAUUGCCACUAAAAUGAGAGCUGAUUUUAUUGCAAACAGAGCUUGCUCAUUAUGUGGUUUGAGUAUUUCCAUUAUUUGUAUGCACAGCUGUAUGAAGGCUUGACUAGUUGUUUUUUUUAUUACUUUUUCACAUGUUGCUUUAAUCUGUUAAGAGUCCAACAGUUUCUCCUGGCUGUAAUCUGACAUGUGGAGUAUCUUUUUUAUGAAGACUAAUCUGUGCUGCUGUUGCUACUGUGAGUAAAGGCAGAUUACGUCCUGCCAUGGCCAGUUAUGAGCACUAUCAGCUGUUAUAUGAUCACUGUUGAUAUCAAGUCCCGGUUCUGGAGAUAAGAAGCCUAAAAAAGCUCUGAGAAAGUGAACAGAUCCCUUUUCAAUGUGCCCCUGUUUACCAACACGAGCUAAUGAAAGCUUGCCCUGCUCACUGAACUUUCUCCUUUGCUGGUGCUUUUCACAACUGUGGGUAUAGAGAAAGAAAGACACACAUUCUGUUUUUUUUGCACAAAGCACUUAAUGAAACGAAUCUACCACGACUUAAACAUGUCGGUCUACUUGUCAUGACACUACAUGUUGAUAAUCGGUGUCAGGAAGCAGCUAUGUUAAUUAUUUUAUUCAUUUAAAUGGGACAAGAGUUGUAGGCUAUGUUUAUGUUGAGAUGAAAGACAAAAUAUGUAGCUUUUCCUUUUAAAUAAAAAAAAAAUGAUAUGAAGGAUUUCAUUACGCUGGCUUCAUAGAAGUAUCUGUUGAAGAAUUUAAGGUAAAAUAGCUCGCUGUGCUACAAACUCAGGCAACUAGAUGUAUACAGAUGUGACAACGUUGCAGAGAGCAGUGUUAAAGUUUCCCUUUCCACACCCUACACUCAGAAAAACGUAUGCCUGUUGAUGCCUUAAUAUACAUAAUACAACCUUUCUUUUUUGUAUUUCCCUUUACUUUUCUUAAUGUUUCUUCUCAUGUCUACUUUUGUCAUGCUUUAAUUCUAAUUUUAUACCGUUACCAUAGUUGGAAAAAUGGUGAACCCGUUGACUGUAUGAUUCAAGUUAAAAUCUCAUGUUUUCAUUCAUUUCUUUUUUGUAAUUGUCCUUUAUCUGAACUGUGUAUUGUAAGCAGUGACAAAUUUCCAAAAAUAAACUUUAUCCGACAUGA
Messenger RNA from Labrus bergylta (ballan wrasse), 4545 nucleotides. NCBI's taxonomy places the organism in Eukaryota, Metazoa, Chordata, Actinopteri, Labriformes, Labridae. The record is from RefSeq and is a predicted model, not a curated record.